AUGUCUAGUAGUAAUAGACGACGACAGGACAGUGUGCUGCUUAUUAAGCGAUCUAAAACGUCUUAUAUUCGUUCACAGAGGGACGGCACCCACUACCGCUACCUCUGGGGCAAGAUCACCAGCCCACACGGCAACUCCGGCGUCGUCUGCGCCCAGUUCAAGUCCAACCUCCCCGCCGAGUCCAUGGGGCGCAAGGUCAGAGUGUUCAUGUACCCGAGCAGCAUCUAA
Triticum turgidum subsp. durum (durum wheat) is the source of this 228-nucleotide messenger RNA. NCBI's taxonomy places the organism in Eukaryota, Viridiplantae, Streptophyta, Magnoliopsida, Poales, Poaceae. The record is from the annotation of a GenBank genome assembly.